Messenger RNA from Diceros bicornis minor, 11621 nucleotides. RefSeq names its product ASXL transcriptional regulator 3 (gene ASXL3). The transcript has 13 exons. Gene Ontology annotation, cellular component: PR-DUB complex. The record is from RefSeq and is a predicted model, not a curated record. Gene Ontology annotation, biological process: animal organ morphogenesis; positive regulation of transcription by RNA polymerase II. Gene Ontology annotation, molecular function: peroxisome proliferator activated receptor binding; chromatin binding; DNA binding. The coding region runs from base 461 to 7042 and encodes 2193 amino acids. NCBI's taxonomy places the organism in Eukaryota, Metazoa, Chordata, Mammalia, Perissodactyla, Rhinocerotidae.
UGGGUCAUUGUCUCCGCGCCCGAAUCCCGAGCACCCCGUGGAAUCCCCCACGUCAUCAUCAGAACCAUCAAUGAGAUGCAAACAUGAAAGACAAGAGGAAGAAGAAGGACCGCACCUGGGCCGAGGCUGCCCGCCUGGCACUAGAAAAACACCCCAACUCACCAAUGACAGCAAAGCAGAUAUUGGAAGUCAUUCAGAAAGAAGGAUUAAAAGAAACAAGUCUGGUUUCAGACCCCGGCAUGGCUUGGAGACAGCGUUGGUGUGUAUGAAGGAUCUUCCUCGAAUGAAGGAUUUGGGACAACUUUCCAUGAUGAUUAUAUUAGAGCCUCAGCUGCUUUCGUGUUGGUCAUGAGGUGAUGCUGAACCGAAUGCUUGAACUAGCAGGAGUGGCUGGGAUUGCAUUGGAGUGGUUCCAUUCAUUCCUUCCGGUGGAACUUCUCCAUUAGCCUGUCUGAAUGCAAUGCUUCACACUAACACCCGAAUAGGGGAUGGAACAUUCUUCAAAAUCCCUGGAAAGUCAGGCCUCUAUGCUCUCAAAAAAGAGGAGUCGUCAUGCCCAGCUGAUGGAACAUUGGAUUUAGGCUGUGAGUCUGAAUUGGAUGGCACAGAAAUGGCGGAGGCCAAUGCCAAUGGAGAAGGAAAUGGAGUUUGUGCGAAGCAGGUAACUGAUGAAGCAUCUUCCACUCGAGAUUCAAGCCUUACUAACACAGCAGUGCAAAGCAAGUUAGUGUCUUCCUUUCAGCAACACACCAAAAAGGCUCUUAAACAGGCUUUGAGGCAGCAGCAGAAAAGAAGAAAUGGAGUCUCAAUGAUGGUCAACAAGACUGUUCCUCGUGUUGUUUUGACACCAUUAAAGGUGUCUGAUGAGCAGUCGGAUUCGCCUUCAGGAUCUGAAUCUAAAAAUGGUGAAGCAGACAGUUCAGAUAAAGAAAUGAAACAUGGGCAAAAAUCUCCCACAGGAAAACAAACAAGUCAGCACUUAAAACGAUUAAAAAAGUCUGGUUUAGGACACUUGAAAUGGACCAAAGCUGAGGACAUUGAUAUAGAAACCCCAGGAUCUAUUCUUGUCAACACUAACUUGAGGGCAUUAAUAAAUAAACAUACGUUUGCUUCCUUACCUCAGCAUUUUCAACAAUACCUCCUGCUUUUGCUCCCAGAAGUGGAUAGGCAGAUGGGAAGUGAUGGAAUUUUACGCCUCAGUACUUCAGCUCUAAAUAAUGAAUUCUUUGCAUAUGCAGCUCAAGGAUGGAAGCAGCGACUGGCAGAAGGAGAAUUUACUCCAGAAAUGCAGUUGCGGAUAAGGCAAGAAAUUGAGAAGGAAAAGAAAACAGAACCUUGGAAAGAAAAAUUCUUUGAAAGGUUUUAUGGAGAAAAGUUAGGCAUGUCAAGAGAGGAAUCGGUGAAGCUCACUUCUGGACCAAACAAUGAUGGAGCUGAAAGUGGUUCCUCAUGUGGGACCUCUGGCCUUCCAGGUCUUUCUGCACAGACUCACUUGGAAGAACAACAGCCAAAAAGCAUGAAAAGUCCAACUUCUCCAGAGCCUGAUUUCUGUGCUACGCUUUGCCCUAUGGUAGAUAUGGGUAAGGAUGUAAUGGCAGAAUCAGAAUCAGAAGAUAUCUUGAUCCCUGAAGAAUCUGUGAUUCAGGAGGAAAUUGCAGAAGAGGUCGAGACUAGUAUCUGUGAAUGCCAGGAUGAAAAUCAUAAGACAAUACCUGAAUUUUCUGAGGAGUCUGAAAGUCCAGCCAACUCUCAUGAAGAGCCCCAAAUAGUACCUCCUGAAGAUAACUUGGAAUCCUGUGUUGUGAUGAAUGAUGUUUUAGAAACUUUGCCUCAUAUUGAAGUUAAGGUGGAAGAGAAAUUAGAAUCUCCCCAGGAAGAAAUGUCGGUUGUUAUUGAUCAACUAGAAGUCUGUGACUCUCUUGUUCCUUCCAUUUCAUCUGUGACUCACGUCAGUGACACAGAACAUAAGGAGCCAGAAACUUCGAUAGAGACCAAUUCUCCGAAAAUAAAAAUAGGGUCCUCUUCUUUAGACGGCCAAUUUCCAAAUGAAGGAAUUGCUGUGGAUAUGGAGCUACAGAGUGAUCCUGAUGAACAGCUUUCUGAAAAUGCUUGCAUCUCUGAAACGUCAUUCUCUUCUGAGAGCCCAGAGGGAGGCUGUACCAGUCUGACGUCCCCAGGAGGGGAAACCCAGUCUACUUCAGAAGAAUCAUGUACUCCAGCCUCCCUUGAGACAACAUUCUGUUCUGAGGUGUCUAGCACUGAAAAUGCAGACAAAUAUAAUCAGAGAAAUCCCACUGAUGAAAACCUUCAUGCAUCUUUGAUGUCAGAAAUUUCUCCAAUAUCCACUUCACCUGAAAUAUCAGAAGCAUCUCUGAUGUCCAAUUUACCUUUAACAUCAGAAGCAUCCCCGGUAUCAAAUUUACCUUUGACAUCAGAAGCAUCACCCAUGUCUGAUUUACCUUUGACAUCAGAAACUUCUUCAGUCUCUUCCAUGCUUCUCACAUCUGAAGCCACUUUUAUCUCCAGUUUGCCACUUCCUUCAGAAACAUCUCCAAUUUCUAAUUCUUCCAUGAAUGAGAGAAUGAUGCGUCAACAAAGAAGGUCACCUUCUAUAUCUGAAGAACCACUGUCACCACAGAAAGAUGAAGCUUCUGCCCUUGCCAAACCCCUGGGUGAGAGCCUUAUUUCUCAGCAGAAGACCCUCUCUAGUACUCCUGAACCCAUCAAAAUGAGUUCUUCUUCCAUUGCUCCUGAAGCAUUUCCAUCUGAAGAAUUGCACAAUAAGACCCUGAGCCAGCAGCCUUGUAAAUCACGUAUUGAAACUGAGAAUCCCUAUCCUGCUUUGAUUCCAGAACUUCCUCCUACAGAAAUGAUAAAAGUUAAAAAUCAUAAUGUCCUGCAAAGAACAGAAAAGAAAGGAGUGUCUUCACCAUUAGAAUUAUCUGUCUUUUCUGAAGAAACAGAGAGUAAGGGAAAUGAGCUUACGUCACCUAAAUUACAGGACAAGCAAUAUGUCUCAUCAGUGGAUAAGGCCUCAUUUUCAGAAGGCUCUAAAAAUAAAACACAUAAGCAAGGGAGCUCACAGAAUCGGUUGGAGACCUCGCAUACUUCCAAGUUGUCAGACCCCUCCAAGUCACCUGAUGGGAUAAGAAAUGAAAGUAGAGAAUCCGAGAUAUCAAAGAGGAAAACUGCAGAGCAGCACAGCUUUGGAAUCUGUAAGGAAAAGAGGGCUAGGAUAGAAGAUGAUCAGUCAACCCGGAACAUAUCAUCUAGCAGCCCACCAGAGAAAGAACAGCCUCCAAGAGAGGAACCCAGGGUUCCACCUCUCAAGAUCCAGCUUUCCAAAAUUGGACCACCUUUUAUCAUCAAGAGCCAACCAGUCUCCAAACCAGAGUCUCGAGCAUCCCCCAGCACAUCCGUCAGUGGUGGGAGGAACACAGGAGCCAGGACCCUCGCAGAUAUCAAGGCCCGAGCCCAGCAAGCAAGGGCCCAACGAGAGGCGGCGGCUGCGGCUGCUGUGGCCGCCGCUGCGAGCAUCGUCUCCGGAGCCAUGGGGAGCCCAGGAGAGGGUGGAAAGGCGAGAACCCUGGCGCACAUCAAAGAACAGACAAAGGCGAAGCUCUUUGCAAAGCAUCAAGCCAGAGCCCACCUCUUCCAGAACUCUAAAGAGACCCGGUUGCCUCCACUUGGCUCAAAGGAAGGGCCUCCAAGCUUAGAAGUCUCUUCUACUCCUGAAACAAAAAUCGAAGGUUCAACUGGUGUCAUUAUUGUCAAUCCAAACUGUAGAUCUCCUAGCAACAAGUCUGCGCACCUCCGGGAGACCACCACUGUAUUACAGCAGUCUCUUAACCCGAUGAAACUUCCAGAAACUGCCACUGACUUAUCUGUGCACAGUUCUGAUGAAAAUAUACCUGUGUCACAUUUAUCUGAGAAAAUUGUUUCAUCUACCUCUUCUGAAAAUAGCAGUGUGCCCAUGCUUUUUAAUAAAAAUUCUGUCCCUGUGUCUGUUUGCAGCACUGCUAUGUCGGGAGCAAUUAAAGAACAUCCCUUUGUGAGUUCUGUUGAUAAAUCCUCUGUUCUAAUGUCUGUUGACAGUGCAAACACUACAAUUUCUGCUUGUAAUAUAAGCAUGUUAAAAACCAUCCAGGGAACUGACACUCCAUGCAUAGCCAUUAUACCAAAAUGUAUUGAAAGCACUCCUCUUCCCACCACUGCAGAGGACUCCAGCUUAUCGAGCUCCAUGGAUGACAAGCAGUUGCUAAUAUCAAGCAGCAGUGCUAGUAACUUAGUGUCCAGUCAGUACACCUCUGUGCCAACUCCCUCCGUUGGAAAUAAUUUGCCAAACCGUCUCUCCACUAGCUCGGUCUUGAUUCCCCCAACGGGAAUUAACAACAGAUUUCCUUCUGAGAAGAUAGCCAUGCCUGGGAGUGAAGAACAGGCCACCGUAUCCAUGGGUACCACUGUGAGAGCAGCCCUCAGCUGCAGGGAUUCAGUAGCAGUCACAGACACUCUGGUUGCACGCCCACCUGUCGCAAUGUUUACUGGAAGCAUGCUAACAAUAAACUCUUAUGAGAGUGCUCCCAAGUUAAGUGUUGAAAGCUUGGACAAAAAUUCAGGGCCUCGAAACAGGGCAGACAAUUCUGGGAAACCUCAGCAACCUCCAGGGGGCUUUGCACCAGCAGCCAUAAACAGAUCAAUUCCGUGUAAAGUCAUCGUUGACCACAGCACCACGCUGACCUCCACUUUGUCUCUGACUGUCUCCAUUGAAAGUGCAGAAGCCAACUUGGACCUCCAGAGCAGAUCAGUGAGGACAGAAGCAUCCAUACAGCCCAUGGCAUGUCCUCAGGUGUCUGUUAUUAGCAGGCCUGAGCCAGUUGCAAAUGAAGGCGUAGAUCACGGUUCUAGUUUCAUCGCUGGUUCUGCAGCAAAACAAGACUGUAAAACGAUUCCGGCUGCCUGCACAGGUCUCCGAGAAGUACCCCUUGUUGUUCCAGAUAAAUUAAAUGAGGUGACUGCUCCUAGUAGUGGCUUUGCUGAGCAGGCACGUGGCCCCACCACUUUCAAAAGUGAAGCAGACACAACCUGUAGCAAUCAAUAUAACUCAAACAACCGGAUUUGCUGGAAUGAUGACGGGAUGAGGAGCACGGGCCAGCCUCUGGUUAGUCACUCUGGUUCAAGUAAACAGAAAGACUAUCUAGAGCAGGGCUGUCCAAAGGCUAUCAAAACGGAACACGCCAGCUACUCGCACAUGUCGGAACUUCACCCCAGGAAUCUCAUAACAAGUGUCUCUCUCCCUGUGAAGUCUGAACCUCAUGAAGUGGACAAGGGCUUUAGAAUGGACACUGAAGACUUCCCUGGCCCUGAGCUGCCUCCUCCUGCCGCAGAGGCAGCCCCUAGUAUGCAACAGGCACCGAACGUGAAGGCUCCCACCUCUGGUCCCAUGGAAGAGGCGAUUUCUUUGCCUACAGACACCCUGAAAAGAGUUCCCAGUGCAGGGAGCUCAAGCUGUCGUCUCUCGUCUGUGGAGGCUAACAAUCCCCUGGUGACACAGUUACUACAGGGUAACCUGCCUUUGGAAAAAGUGUUGCCGCAGCCCAGAUUGGGAGCCAAGCUCGAAAUUAACAGGCUUCCUCUGCCUCUUCAAACUACCUCAGUGGGUAAAUCAGCACCAGAGAGGAGCAUUGUCGAAAUGCCGUCCAGCUCUCCCAAUCCUGACGGGAAGGGCUACUUGGCAGGGACUCUUGCACCACUGCAAAUGAGAAAGCGAGAGAACCACCCCAAAAAGAGAGUAGCCAGGACUAUGGGCGAACACACUCAAGUUAAAUGUGAGCCAGGGAAAUUGUUGGGGGACCCAGAUGUGAAAGGGGUGCCUUGUGUCAUCAACUCAGGCGUGAAUCAGCUGGGACACAGCCAGCCUUUUAAGCAAGAGUGGCUGAACAAGCACCCCAUGCAGACCAGAAUUGUUCACAGCCCUGAGGUCAAGCAGCAGAAGCGGCUGCUCCCCUCCUGUAGCUUCCAGCAGAACCUAUUUCACGUGGACAAGAAUGGCGGCUUCCACCCCGACGCUGGUACCUCACACAGACAGCAGUUUUACCAAAUGCCUGUGGCUGCCAGGGGCCCCAUGCCUACUGCAGCUCUGUUACAGGCCCCUGCCAAGCCUCCAGUGGGCUGUAAUGCAUUUGCCUUCAGUCGGCAUCUUGAACAAAAGGGAUUGGGAGAAGCUGGCCUUUCUUCUGCACCUCACCAGCUAAGGUUAGCCAACAUGUUAUCCCCCAGCAUGCCCGUUAAAGAAGGUGAUGACGCGGGAGGGGCUGCACGUGUGAUGCCAAACAAAGCACUGGUGCAUCCCCCACCCCCUCCACCCCCGCCCCCUCCACCCUUGGCGUUGCCCCCGCCUCCCCCACCACCACCUCCGCUACCUCCACCUCUUCCUAAUGCAGAAGUCCCAUCCGAUCAGAAACAACCACCAGUUACCAUGGAAACCACUAAGAGACUUAGUUGGCCACAGUCCACGGGCAUAUGUAGCAAUAUAAAACCGGAACCUCCUUCUUUUGAGGAAGGUUUAAGCAGCAGCUGUGAACUGGGCAUGAAACAAGUUUCCUAUGACCAGAAUGAAAUGAAAGAACAGUUAAAAGCAUUUGCGCUAAAAAAUGCAGAUUUCUCUUCCUAUUUGCUUUCUGAGCCACAAAAGCCUUUUGCCCAAUUAGCUGCUCAGAAAAUGCAGGUGCAGCAACAACAGCAGCUCUGUGGAAAUUAUCCAACAAUACACUUUGGGAGCACGAGCUUCAAAAGGGCAGCCUCUGCAAUUGAAAAGUCCAUUGGGAUUUUGGGAAGUGGCUCCGGUGCUGCCACAGGCCUGCCUGGUCAGAACGCUCCGAUGCCUGUUCAGAACUUUGCCGACAGCAGCAACAAGGAUGAAUUGGAACUGAAAUGCUCUUGCCGGCUGAAAGCCAUGAUUGUGUGCAAAGGCUGCGGGGCCUUCUGCCAUGACGACUGCAUAGGGCCUUCGAAACUCUGUGUAGCUUGCCUGGUUGUGCGAUAAGAGCUGAAUGAAAGAUGCAGUAUCCCUUUUCAACACGGAAAAGCCAAACGGCGCCAGCAACAACAAAUUGGAUAACUCAGUGGUUUAUAUCGUGCUAAUUUAUUUUACUUUGGAACAGAUUAUUGUUUCUCUAUGGGAUUAUUAUUUUCUUGCCUUUCUCGGAAAGGGGAGAUUGCAUCCCACCUGAGUGGCUCUGCAGCACGUCUUUGGCGUAGUUAGUUGCCGUUCCCAGCUUUGGAAAAUUUCUGUCCGUGUGUACACAGGGCACUACCCCGUUUGCUUUUUUAAAGUCCAGGUGUAGAUAGGAAAAGGACAUUUUAAAUUACUUAAUACUAAGCAGAAAUGCAGAAGUAGAGAAUGGUAAACACGAUUUAAGGUGGUUAUGCAUCCUUCUGUAGAGUCACCAUUACGGCAGGGGUUUGCACAGUGGACUCUCUGGACCUACUGUCACCACAGUGAUUAAGUCAUUUGGAAAGGGGAAUCUGAUUUAAAUGUGUGAUUCCUUGUGUUUACUCAUAUCACAAAAGAUCCAUUAAAGGAGGUGUGUGGUUAAUGAACUCCACUGUCCUUAUUCUCUUUCCUCCCUUUUUACUCUGCAGAGACUGGGGGACUAUCUGGAUCUGCCUUGGACGCUGUACGCACUGUAGUGAAAUGUCUUAUACCUGAAAUUGCAGUGUGGGCCACAUCCCCACUCAUCUGCCUCGAGCCCUUUGACACCUGGUGCUGUAAGAUCAGUUGGCCCACAGAGAGCCAUAGGCCCAGAGGAAUUCAGAGCUUCACGUGUGGCUUUUAAGAAUACGUAUGAAAAAAAUGCCCUAAAAUUCAAACCAAACAAAUAAAACGCUGUGUAUGCAAACACAUAUAAACGGGUUGAUAAUGUAAAUAUUAGUCCAUUCUGUUCACUCUAAUGCAAUUACUAGAUAUUAAAAUUUGGGGGAAAAUAAUUGUAGCCCUUUAUUGAUGACACCAGUGCAUUCUGGCUUCUGACUUUGCGGAAACUGGCCACCUCUUUUAUAAAGUGUCAUUGGUGAUAAAAGGGACUGCAGAAGGCUGGAGUGUUGGCAUUUUUCUGAACAAUCUUUUUCUCAUGAUUUGCAAUCUAUAUAAUUAACAGUUGACUCUGAAAUAGCCCUUAUUUUAAAAAUUGUUCCAGGUAUUGCAUGUGUUGGUUUUUUCCCCUCAGGUGAGUUCAGUACAUUCUUCAUAUUUGGGGGAGUGGAACUGCUUUUGAAAAAGGGAUACUGCAUCUUACAGAUAUCGUCAGUGUUUAUCGAGUAAAGUCUGAGUGUUGAGUAUUUGAGCUACAUUCCAUAUACUUUGGCCACCCUCAUGUCAGAGAGCAGCUGUAGUUCAGGAGGCUCUGUUCCCUAAAGCAAGUUCAAAAGCACAUGUACAUUGUGGGAAGAUGAAAGACAACAAAAACUACGCCCAUUUAACUUCAGAUUACAGAGCACAAAAUGUGGAGUGCCAUUAACCCGUUGAUUGACUGUGGCUGUAGAAUCAAAAAAAAAACCAUGGGGGAAAAGUCAUCCGUAUCCAGGGUAAGAAUGACAGAUCUUUUCGCAUGGGAUCAUCCUAAUCAAUGUAAACUUUUGACAUUCCCUUAAAAUACGUUUUAAAAAUAACUGGAAUGAGGCGAAAUUACAUUCCUGGGGCAAGAAAAAAAAAUUGUGAUUUUUUUAUAGUAGUUAACCACGGUAUAUGUUGUUAUUUUCUCCAUAUUUAUUAUUGUGAUGUUGCCAAAUUUCGUUAGCUGAUAGAGACGUCAUUUUUGUUAACAAAUUGCUGAUAGUGAAAGAUACUUGAUCUUGAAAAGAAAGAAAAGCAAAGAAGGGCCUGCCUCUGUGGCCGCGAUGCGGUGCUUCUGUACUGUCACUUCUGUUUUUCAUAUUAAAAUUAACAAAAAUAACGACUGAGAAAAUUAGCAGUGCACUUAACCAGCCCUUCCCGAGGAAUGCAGCAUAAGUUCCAGAGGAUCGUAAGUUCACUCUGCGCCCAGCUGUGUUUGGGUGGCAUCCUCGUCAGUGGUGUCUCUAUGGUCUGCUUUGCUCUGAUAUUGUCUUGGUUCAGAAGAGCAUGCUCUGCUCUCACAGAGGGGCACCCCUAAAAGACAGACGCUUGCAUGCCAACUCCUUCCAGAUUCGGUUGCCGCUCUACCAGUGUCAGAUACUGUCUACACCAGCAGAUUCAAAACUACCACAUCAGUAACUGACACAGUGUUGAAAGAACCUCCAGUCUACAAAACCUUUGCACUCUGUAUAUGAGGUCCAGUUGGGGCUGAUGUGACGCUGAGCUCAUUGUCAGUUCCAUCGUUGUGGAAUACUGCCUACAAAUUACUUACUGGGAAUAAAGAAAAGUGUCCUUCUGUAGAUUUUGAUUUUUCACAGAAUAGGUUUGGAGAAUCACUUGUUGAUCAUGCAUGGAUUCUACCACCCAGGUCCAAAGAGCAUAGUUUUUCUCUGCCCUUGCUCUUUAUUGCCCCCGUUCAAAUUCCUAGUAUUUGCCUAUGGUUUAUAUUACUGAAAAAAUUAAUAUCUUUGGGUUAAAAAAUAAUGGAAAGAAAUUUAGAAGUAAAAUGUAGGUCAGAUGUUUUACAAGUGUCCAUUUAAUAUAUAUACAAAAGCCAGUAUAUUUGGAUUAGGCGAGUAGUAGGUUCUUAGUUUUCUGAUUUCCACAGGUGUCUGCCUAUGUGCAAAUGGAGUAUGUUAUUUACUACAUGGUUAUUGUGGUGUAAUGUGCAAAUUGUAGUGUGUGCAUUAUCCUGAUUAUUGGACACUAUGCUAUCCCUAUCAGGAAUAGAACUUGCACAUGUAACGUAAUUUUUUUUUUUUUUUUUUUUUUUUUUUUAUCACAAAGGAUGUUAUUUCCCUAAGUAGCACUUUUGGAGCAGGGGAAGGAAGGAAACUGCUAUUCCCUAAUCCUCCUCCUAUAUGAUAUGCAUAUGCCUGAGGUGUAUAAAGACAUUUAGGUAGUUAAUGGGCAUGUUAAUAAGAACAUUCUGAUGCAAAUUCAUUUUCAAAAUGAAAAUAUUUUUCCUUCCCCAAAGUGAGGAUAGCAGAAAUGUUGGUGAACUGAGCACCAUAGUUAUAUAUAAUAUUUCCUUGCUAAGGUCUAGUUUGAAGAAAAAACUUGAAAACAAACCUGUGAGGUUGAGCCUGGUUGCUAUAAAGACUUUGUGGUGGUAUGUGUUUCUGGGAUGAGCUCUAGAUGGUUUAGUUGACUGCUAGACCUUGGAUAUUCUUAGUCCUUCAAAAUAAACAUACGAAAACAAGCUGGUACAUAUAUGGUGCUUCAUAACGCAGUCGAGAGUAAGAGUCCGUGAUGCUGCAGCCCCGUUUCCUUUACAAACACUCGCACAAUUUCAAAGGAGGAAGUUACUGUGGCCUUGGCUUCCCAGUCCCUCCUUGGUCUGGCGAAGUCCUUGGUUACAGAAGUUGAAGCCCAGCGUAGGGUUGCAUCGUCCCUCUGGUGUGGAGACCGAGCGCCACACUAGCGCCUGGUGGGAACGAGCCUGCCGAAUGCGCAGAGCCCAGAGUCACUGUCCGUCUGUGUUUCUAGAGAACAAUGUGAAGAGUCCUAGAAAAGGAACUCAUCAGACUGUCAGGGGCCUAAGUAGCCAAAAUGUCACUGAAUAUAAAAAUCUUGUCGUCUUCAGUCCUCAUGCUUCGUCACUGUAAAGCGAACAAAAAGCGUUUUUACUAUAAUUUAAAGGAGCUGCUUUUUUAUAGCACAUACUAUUUCGCUUUGUACUAUAUUUGAUAGUCGCAGAAGAAUUUAGGCUGUAGAAGAACUUUGUUGUAUUUGUACUGUUCAUGAAUGUUUCAAAGGAAGUGCUUUACUUGGUUGCCAUAAUUUUCCUGUACUGCUGUAUUUUCCCCCCUGCUUCCUGGAAACCUGAUCUGAUUCAUAUUUUCAGUACAGCUUUCUUUUUUAAUGUGUGUUUGUGUGUAAUUUUUUUUUUUUUUGGUCAGUAUUCUGAAUGUUUACAUCUGUUUGACAUUAGCCAUUGAAUGCCUUUUUUUUUAAAGGCGGUAUUACUCCUACGGUGUAACAGCAAAAUGUGAAAUCAACCCAAACAUAACACGCAUGACAAAGGCAGAGUGGGGGCGAAGGCCCUGGACCUACAUAGACGUUUUCUAUCAGCAUACAGAAAAGUAAAACCCUCCUUCAGUCCUCUACCAAAGAAUAUAUUAUUCCCACAGGAAAAACUCCGAAAAGGUGUGUAAAAUCCUCAGAAGGGGGAGCAGUUGAUUCAGUAAGACUGCUACAAUUUAAUACUGUUAUGCUUGCUUUGAUACCUGACUAAAUGUGACUGAGUGCAACAAGCAUUUAAAAAAUUUUUAGACAGUGUUUUGUUUAGAAUUCAGGGAUCAUGCAUUCUUUAAUGGUGCUGUUUGUUUUUUAUUUCUUCUUUUCUACAAAGAAAAAAAAACGUUGCCUACAAAAGUGACUGCUCACGAUACCAUAAAUUAAAUGAAAUGAAAUGUUUGUCUCUUCAUGUUUCUCUGUUCUUCCCUUUCUCAAGGUAACAAUUUGGGUUUCAAUAUUAAAAUAUUCUGGAGAAAAUAAAGAAAUUCAA